Messenger RNA from Culex pipiens pallens (northern house mosquito), 642 nucleotides. RefSeq lists its product as uncharacterized. The coding region runs from base 301 to 582 and encodes 93 amino acids. Lineage: Eukaryota; Metazoa; Arthropoda; Insecta; Diptera; Culicidae. The transcript has 2 exons. The record is from RefSeq and is a predicted model, not a curated record.
UUGAAAGUUGUCCUUAACACAAAACCCUAAGAUUCCAACAUUUUUGUGCGGAAGCGCGAAGAACACAAAUUGGUGGUGAAGCAUCUUCUCUCAACAGAAGACUAUGCCAAGAGAUUCGAUCUGCUGAAGCUUGCCUUGAAGGAAAUUAUCCGGGUCAUCCAAGAGGACGGAGAAAACUUGCGCAACAACGACCUAGCCGAGGGUUCCGCGCUUCCAAAGAACCCCGAGUUGGUCGAUUCCUUGGCGCGAUAUCUGGAAAACACGUGCUUCUUCGGCGAGCUCGUGCUACACUUUCCGGACAUGUCCUACCGGAUACUGAAGGGCGUCGAUGGAUGGCGUGACCUUUUGAUCCGGGCACUCGAGUACACGCGCAGCUUCGUUAACAUCCUGGACCAGAAAUCGCUGGAAAUGUUGGGACUUUUGGAGCAGGAAAUUGACGAGGGUAAGCGAACGGACAGUUACGUGAAUCCCUACCGGGAACGUGCCAACGAAUCUUCCAAGAGUAAGGAGGCCAAGAAGAAGAAGAAAGCCAACAUCAAAAAGGGACCGCAGCUGUCGGGAGGAGCAAAGACUGAACUUUAAAGCAAGUAGGUGCCUCGUUUAUUUCAUUGAAAAUCUUAUAUAUUUUACAUUUAAUCGUAA